UCAUUCUAGCAGCCACCUGAGCCACUCGAUAAACUCCUGCUCCUAGCAACCCACAUCCGCCAGUGAGUGAGGGGGCGAGAGGAAGGGACGGAGAGAGAGUGUCGCGUGAGCGAGUGAGAGGCAGACAGACAGAGAGAGAGAGAGUGAGAGAGAGAGAGAGAGAGAGAGAGAGAGAGAGAGAGAAACAAUGAUUGUGUGUGCAUGUAUGUGUGUCUGAGCUACAGGGAUCAAACAUAAAGGCAGAGGGUACGUCUCUUCUUCAGACCCAGGCUGUUGUCACGGACAAGGGGAGGCGUCGCCGUGGAGACAGAGGCAGCGUCGGCAGCCCCAACAUCGUGGAUCAGCCGUCACCGCAGCAACACAAGCUUCCUCGAAGGACGGGAGUCCCGUGCUGCUGCUCUUGAUCUUCUUCUUGUCCUCCUUCCUGUGCCUUGUCUCUUGCUUCUACUUGCUGAUAGAUGGAAUUCUCCUGCUGGCUGGAAAGACAGAGAGGUGCCAUGUGACGAGUGAACAGUCCUCUCCUCUCAAUCACCCUCGGGGAACAGAUAUGGGAUUUACCUUCUCUGGCCACUUCUGAAAAAAAUAAAAAAGAAAAGAAAACAGCAUUUCUCCGUAGGGAAACAAUUUCCAUGUCGACAGGAUGCCAUUCACUUUUAGAUGGAAUUGAAAAGAAAGCAAAAAUGUUAAGAGUUUUGUAAAGAAUUUGGAAACCCACAGUUCCAUCACCAUGAGGAGAGGCAUUAGAAGAGAUUUUGGAUAAUAGACAUGCUAAUGGUGCUCACGGCUGGAGUGGGAUACACACAUCUUCGUCCAAAAAGUCUUCAUCAUUCUUGUCCUCAGAGGGAUCCUAAUAUUCCAUGUACCUGGUCAAACCUUUCAACACUUUCUCGGAUUUAAGACAUUUUAAAUGACUCCUACAUUCUUCUCUCUAACGUCCUCUUCCUGCGGAGCUCUUGGACAUCCCACAGUGCUGUGCAGGAGGAGGCUUGUGCCCAGGCCCCACCAACUUUUCUGGCUCUGCGGGUGUUUUUAAGAUGUUGGAGCCUGCCUGCGUGGCCCGAGCCCGAGAUCGGAUCAGUGAUCGGAUCAGUAGCACUGCGGCUCCUGGUGGCCCCAGACAUGGGCCGCGGCUCGGCCUGCCCCCGUGCUCAGCCCUCCGCCCACCCACCCCUGCUCCGCCUGUGAAGGAUGUCCAAGAGUCGAGCUCCUGCCCAGGAACCCUCUGAGAUCCCCAGCCAGAGAGAGCGCAUCCGCAGCCACAUGAAGAUGGUGAUCGAGCAGCUGGAAGGUAUUCUCAUAGAGCUCAAAGAUGUGGCCAAAGAGCUGCGGGAGGUGGUGGGUCAGAUCGACAAGCUCACAGCGGACUUUGACUUCGACCCAGAGCCAGACGAAUGGACAGUGGCAACGGCAAGCAGCACGUCGAGUAGUGAACGUGGCCUCACCGAGGCCUUCAGGCUCGACUUCCUCAGCCACGAUGUGCUUUCCGACGCCUGGGAUUUCUGCGGCUACCGCAAAACGGCUCGGGAAGAAGACGAGUUGCUGGAAGAGGAAGAGCCGGGAAGCUCGGCCUCGGCCACGCCUACGCCCACCGUCAACACAUACUCGCAGAUGAACGGUGGUCUCCCAAUCCCCAACGGACCUCUGAUGGUCACUCCAGACUCUUCCAGCGAGGAGGCAUCGAGUUCCACGCACAGUCAGAAAACAUCACGCACCUCCGGGCCGAGAGAACGAGUUCGCUUCAGCGACAAGGUCCUCUACCACGCGCUUUGCUGUGACGACGACGACGAAGACCUACCAGAUGAGGAGGAAGGAGGAGAGGAUGAAGAUAAAGUGGACUGCGGGAUGCCAGACACGGACAGCGAACCGAGCCCUUUGGCUUCUUCGCCUAUCCCUCCUCUGUCCUCCUCCAAAUGCUCAACUACUCUUCACAAAUGGCGGGAAACCUCUUCGGCGGGACCGUCGCCCGUUAAAAUGGCCAUGCUCGGGCCACACACGCUGCCUAGAAAGGGUCCCUUAAAAGCAGGCAGCAGGAAAAAACUGGUGCGAAACAGCAGCACUCAGACAGUAUCAGACAAAAGCACGCAAACAGUAUUGCCAUACAUCCCAGCGAAACAGAAAAGCAAGGAGCCCUGAAGAGACCUUCAACAGAAAAGUCAAAGCGAAGCUGAAAGAAUAUUAGAGUGACUGUAUACUAUUUAUUAUCAAAUACCUAGAUACUAGAUUAAGACACAAAUUAAUAAAUGAAUUACUAAAUAAAUAAAUAAUA
Tachysurus vachellii is the source of this 2266-nucleotide messenger RNA. RefSeq names its product inhibitory synaptic factor 1 (gene insyn1). Gene Ontology annotation, cellular component: postsynaptic density. Lineage: Eukaryota; Metazoa; Chordata; Actinopteri; Siluriformes; Bagridae. The record is from RefSeq and is a predicted model, not a curated record. The transcript has 4 exons. Bases 1189 to 2133 code for a protein of 314 amino acids. Gene Ontology annotation, biological process: inhibitory postsynaptic potential.